Messenger RNA from Hippopotamus amphibius kiboko, 6671 nucleotides. It is a transcript of the gene AVL9, whose product is annotated as AVL9 cell migration associated. The coding region runs from base 285 to 2234 and encodes 649 amino acids. The transcript is spliced from 16 exons. The record is from RefSeq and is a predicted model, not a curated record. NCBI's taxonomy places the organism in Eukaryota, Metazoa, Chordata, Mammalia, Artiodactyla, Hippopotamidae. Gene Ontology annotation, cellular component: cytoplasm.
UCCGGGUCCGGCCAGGCCCGCCUCGCCCGCGGCGGCCGCCGCAUCAGGUGACAGCCCGGAAGCAGCGGAAGCGGAUGAAGAAAGCGCGGCCGCGGCCCGGGGGUGGGGCGGUGCAGAGCUGCCGGAGCCUCGGCCUGCUCCUGGCCCCCUGCGCGGCUCUCAUGCGGCGCCCUCGCUGACACCCGAAACCCACCGCCCGCCGUCCUCCUGGGGAUCACGGGGUCGCCCGGCUUGCCGCCCUCGGCGGUUGAGGUCCUAGUCGUGCGGGCCUGCGGCGGUCGCCCAUGGAGAAGACCGGGCGGGGCGGCGAUGGUUCCCCCCGGGGGCCUGUACUGCACAUCGUGGUGGUCGGCUUCCAUCACAAGAAGGGCUGCCAGGUCGAAUUCUCUUACCCGCCCCUGAUUCCAGGAGAUGGACAUGACAGUCACACUCUACCUGAAGAAUGGAAGUAUUUGCCCUUCCUUGCCUUACCAGAUGGUGCACACAACUACCAAGAAGAUACUGUGUUUUUUCACUUGCCACCCAGAAAUGGAAAUGGAGCCACUGUAUAUGGUAUCUCUUGCUAUCGACAGAUUGAAGCCAAGGCAUUGAAAGUACGGCAAGCAGAUGUCACCAGAGAGACUGUGCAGAAAAGUGUUUGUGUUCUAAGCAAGCUGCCUCUCUAUGGCUUACUUCAAGCAAAACUUCAACUUAUUACACAUGCAUAUUUUGAAGAGAAGGAUUUUUCCCAAAUUUCCAUUCUAAAGGAGCUCUAUGAACAUAUGAACAGUUCCCUGGGAGGAACUUCAUUAGAAGGAUCCCAAGUGUAUCUUGGUCUAUCUCCUCGAGAUCUUGUGCUUCAUUUUCGACACAAGGUCCUAAUCCUGUUUAAACUAAUUCUUCUUGAAAAAAAGGUUCUCUUUUAUAUUUCUCCAGUGAAUAAAUUGGUGGGUGCCCUGAUGACUGUGUUAUCCCUUUUUCCAGGCAUGAUUGAACAUGGUCUCAGCGACAGUUCUCAGUAUAGACCCCGAAAGAGUAUGUCUGAAGAUGCUGGGCUUCAAGAAAGUAAUCCCCCUGCAGAUGAAUCUGUUUCUAUGCCUGCUUCUGACAUUUCAAAUACCAACUUGGAAUCUGUCAAGAAAAUCAUGACAGGAAACCAUGGAAGAGAUGCUGCCAUCAAGACUGAAGAACCUUUAUUCCAAGUAGAAGAUGACAGCAGCGAAGGCCAGGAACUCAGUGAUAGCAAUCAAUAUUUGAAACCUCCUUCUCGCCCAUCUCCAGAGUCUUCAGAAAGUGACUGGGAGACCUUGGAUCCUAGUGUCCUAGAGGACUCCUCCUUGAAAGAAAGAGAACAGGUGGGGUCAGAACAGAAAAAUUCAUUUCCAAAGGACUCUUUGUCCUCAGACAGUCCUCCAAUUACAGUACAACCUCAAGCUAACACGGGCCAGGUGGUCCUGAUACCAGGACUAAUUUCCGGUUUGGAAGAGGACCAAUAUGGCAUGCCCCUGGCCAUCUUCACAAAGGGAUAUCUGUGCUUGCCGUACAUGGCACUGCAGCAGCACCAUCUUCUCUCCGACGUCACCAUUCGCGGAUUCGUUGCUGGAGCCACUAACGUCCUUUUUCGACAACAGAAACACCUCAGUGAUGCCAUUGUGGAAGUAGAAGAAGCUCUGAUCCAGAUCCAUGAUCCAGAACUCAGGAAGCUGCUUAACCCAACCACUGCAGACCUCAGGUUCGCAGAUUACCUAGUGAGGCACGUGACCGAGAACCGGGAUGAUGUCUUCCUGGAUGGCACAGGCUGGGAGGGAGGUGACGAAUGGAUCCGAGCCCAGUUUGCAGUCUACAUCCAUGCACUGCUGGCCGCCACACUGCAGCUAGAUAAUGAAAAGAUCUUAUCGGACUAUGGGACGACCUUUGUUACAGCAUGGAAGAACACUCACAACUACAGGGUCUGGAACAGCAACAAGCAUCCAGCUCUUGCAGAAAUAAAUCCAAACCAUCCUUUCCAAGGCCAGUACUCAGUGUCAGACAUGAAGUUAAGAUUCUCACAUUCUGUUCAAAACAGUGAACGUGGCAAAAAACUUGGAAACGUCAUGGUCACAACGAGUCGGAAUGUUGUGCAAACAGGAAAAGCUGUUGGCCAGUCGGUUGGAGGAGCUUUUUCCAGUGCAAAGACAGCUAUGUCUUCAUGGCUUUCUACUUUCACCAGCCCCACUCCGCAGAGUCUCACUGAACUGCCUGACGGGAAGCCCUGAGCCAAGCAAACUACCCAGAAGCUGAUGUCGCUGUCUUAGGUUUAAGCGUCCCCUGUCUGUCUGCUGCUCCCAGACUGUUCCUCUUCGUCGGCUACAGGUCCACAGCAGGGGACCGAUAGGUCGAACUGUUUACACGAACGGUUGCCCUCUGUCUAAAUGAAUGUCAUGGGAUGCUGAAAAGAUGAAACCACAACUGUAGCAGGGAUGGCUUCCCAGGUUGGGGUUUAAAUUUUCUACUUAUUUCAGUCUGAGCCUGAUUAAAAUGCAGUGAACCUUCUAAUGAAUUUUGAGUCCUGAUAUUAUACAUUUGUUUACUUUAGGAAAGUUUUUACUCUAUGUAAAUUUUGUUCUGUUGUUGCUGUUUGCGUAUCCAGAUGGAUGUUUAUAUGUGCUAAGAUUAGGUUACAUUACUAUUUUAAUUUCUUUAAAGGGGCCUCUAAAAUGUGCUUGUAUUUAACAUGGAGAGGCCCUGUAACCCAGCCCUUCGUUAUUAUUUUGCUGAUUUAGAUGAGGAUUUUGUUUGUUGGUUUUCUACCCACAAAACACAUUUAUCAAUUCACUUCCUCCUAGAAACCGUGAACGUCAGAGGUGGUAGUUCUGAGGAUGAAGUAUUUUGUUUUGUGUUUUCCCAAUCCUAAGCACUUGCUUUGAGGUGUCAGGGAAUGUCACUGUGCUUUCUUCCUUUUCCUAAUUGUUCAAGUAGAUGUGCAGAGAAAUAGCAUGGUGAUGGUGAUAGUGGUUUUCGAGCAGUUUAACUGGGUGUGUAUUGAGGGCAAGACUUUUAAAGACUUAGGUGUUCUGUUUGACUGUAGUAACGUUGCAGUCUUUACAUGCAUUUUUUAACCCAAAGUUUGUGCCUUCUGUUUCUUCUUUUGAACAGUUUUCCAUUGGGUGUUUACAGACUUACAGGGUUUUUUCUUUGUCUUACUCUUCAUAAAGCUUUUCAAGGCACUUGGCCUUCCUACUUCCCUGAUAGAAAAUCCUCAUGUGAUCAAUCUCUACCCCCUUCCAAUAGUUAUAAAAGAAAGACAAGAUGAUCUGUAAAUAUUAAAUAGAAAUCUCAUCUCAGCUCACAUUUAGAAAAGCAAGAGAAGAAAACCACAGCCAUGACAUCAGUCAUGUUUUGUGAAGGACACCUGGGUUCAUUUUAGACACAGGUGUACUCACUACUGAAGAUUUUUUACACAACUAGACCUCAUGCAGCUGCCAGGCUCAGCUUUCAUUUGCUUUUCAAGGGGACUUUGGAUGGGUAUUCUCAGGGAGUACUUACAGGUGACAGACUGCUUUUUCAGUAACAAAGGAUACUUGGGAAAAUACGUCGUGAGUAUAAUCUACAUUUGAUAUAAAGAGUAUUGAGAAAAUCAGGGGCCUAAUUAAGGAGGGUGCUUGAUUAUAUUUGAUUUAUCCUUUAAGAUUUUGUGUAAGAAGCACUACUAAGGCAUGUGAAAUGAAACAUAGGGACAUAAUCUAAAUACCCCUAACUUUUCCAAUUUGUGUUUUAACAGAAGUCCUGCACACCUAAAGGCAUACUUCCCUUUGAGUGUAAUAACUCAAGAAUUCAUUGAUGAUAAAGGGCUUGUUGUGAGAACUGCAUCAAUUCCACUUCUGCUAGGAAAGUUAGCUUUCUCAGGAAAUACUAUGUGAAGUGAAGAAAGUAGUACCAAACAAAAUUUUUGAAAGGUACUUUAAAAUUGCACUGAGACUAACAUCUCGUCAUUUCUUGAGGCCGCAUCGUUGGGUAGAGUGUGUAGAGUGUGGUAGUGUAUCGGUGUGCAGUUGAACUGCCAGGCGUUCAGGUGCUGAGAGCACUGUGAGGGGUCUUCCAGCACGCUGCUGGUUCGUCCUUUAGUUUGCAUGGUUUGUAUGAUUGGGGUGAAUUCUCACCUCUCACUGUUCACAGUAGUCCAAUCCACUUUGGAAUCCAUAACAUUUAACUUUGCUUUAGUUUCACUUACUCCCUGUUUUAAUAUAUACCUUAAUGGAACUUUCUAUUCAUGUUUCUAGUUAAGAGUUCAACUCUUACGGUGGUCAUUUAACUGGCUUUCAACAUAAGUAUCUCAGAAGACAGAACUUUUGUCAUAGAAACGGUCAAAAGACCGUAACUCUAUUUCCUUCAGGUUCUGGAAGGUAUGGGCGUCUUCAGGGAGUGCAGGCUAUUGCGUUAUUGGCAGGGGCCCUGGGGCAGCCAGCACAGUUGGAGGCAGGAAGCCUGGUCCCUGGUCCUGGGAGCCCACGUGCUUUAGAUUUGGGUUCCAGGCUCCAGCCGGGAAGCAAUAGCCUCCUCCAGCCACUGGCUCUGUGAGCCAUAGGAGCCAGCGCUGAUGUGGCCGUCUUGGGACAGAUCACUGGUAAAGGCGUGUGCUUUGGUUGGUCACACUGGCUCCGGUGCUUUUGCCUGAGAACUGAGUGUGUAUAAAUAGGUCCAAGGGAGCUAGGGUCAGCCAGGCUUUUUCAGAGUGUGCCAGGCACACUCUGUAUCCAGGCUAUCCAUAGCUUGGUGGAGACCUCGCUGCUGUCCAGGUGACUUAAAAAUAGUGUUUGGAAAAAGUCCCUGGCGUGCUUUAAUUAUUACGAGGCUCUGCAGUGACAAUGACAUAGGUAAGGGAAAGAGGGUUAGAGCUGGCCCGUGUCCUGGGCUAAGUGAGUAGGAAGAGUUGCCUGUUGGAGUAUGGCUUAAGGUUACUUGGCAUCUGCAUUUGGCUCUCAUAACCAGUCUAUCCCCAAAUCUGUUUGUGCUAUACCAGCCCCCAGGCCCUAAAACAAUUCUGGUCAACUUUUUGCUUUAAGAAACACAGCAGCAAUAUCCUUGGGCAGGAAACCAGAACGUAUGACAUGGUUUCCUCAGCCUUAUCUUGCUUUCCAGGUCCUAUAUUAAGCACUGAAUUUUUUAAAGAAUAAUUCACUUAGGCAAGGAGAGAAGAGAUGAGGAAGGGAGAGGUAAGAAGUUGUUGCAAAGCCGAGAGACAAGGUCCUUAAAAUCUGAAUGAAAGUAUUUUGAGAGCAGUAUUUAAUAUGCUAAAGGUUAUAAGAAUUCUUUUAGGAAGAAGUUAAAUUUUUUCAUUUGCUAGUUACAGGUUUUAAAAUGAAGCUUUAACUUUGUCUCCCUGGCAGGCAGGUUUUGUUUUUAUUUUGUUCUGUGGACAUUAGAGCCAGUGGUCCUUUUCCCUGAGGCCUGGUGUUGCGUUUAGGAGUGCCCAGCCCUGUGAGGGGCCAGUGGACUGAUCCUGAACUCCCGGGAACUUUUAUCUGCUUCAGCGGUUUGGGAAAGUCGCCUGUUAGGAUGAUAGCCGAUACAUGUUGCCUGUUAUUUUAUUGGGGAGCUGGUUGGGACUCUUGAGAUGGCAUUGACAUUUGCACGCUCUGCUUGUUUGGCCAGAGGUGGCGUGGCAUUCAUGGCCUUCCCACCCAGUUCCGUGGUAGCCGCUAGAUGUGGUAGAGAAUGCAGCCCUCGUCUCCAGGUGAUUGUCAUUCCAUGUAGCGCGAUGUGCCACUAGGAGUAUUUUCAUUCCAAGUCUUUGGACUUCAUAACAUUGGAAUUGUUUUUGCAUCAUUUCCAACAUUCCAUAAAUAUUUGUCAAGGACAAAGAAAAGGAAUGUGGAUCUUUAUUCUUCUCAUAUAAAUAACUUUGUACACAUGACUUCCUGCUUUCAUAUGAAGGAGGAGAAACUAGCUCUCUUGUAUGGCAGCUCCGAAACUAAAAGAUUGUUGCACGUAUAAGGAGUUGAAUAUAUUUUGUAAAACUCUAAUGCACUUGUAUUUCUGUGCUGUUCUAAAGAUUACCUUUUUACCUGUAUUAAUUAAAGACAUAGAAGCUAUAUAUUUAAAUCACGUUAAAUGGGGCACAACUUAGGGGUUUUCCUCAAUCUUAUUUUUCAUCAGCUUCUCACACUCAUAUAGUAUGCUGCUCAAAUUUUUUUGUGUGCAAUAUGAACAUUUGAACAUUUCAGUCAGGUACUGAGCCAGAAAAAGUAAUUGAAGUUUUUAGAAAACUUAUAUGCUUAGAAAAUAUUUUUUCUGGAAAUAUUAAUAAUUUAUAGCUGGAAAAAUAGGAUCAAGACUUGUUUCAGGCCACUUGAUCACUGGUUCCUAAAUUUAGGAAUUAUUUGAUUAACGAGUUGGUGAAAGCGUUUAGUGGGUACAGGAAUAGUUUAAAUACUUGAGAUUAAAGGCUUUCCACAAACCCCUUUCUAAGAAAGUUUAGCUUAGAAGUCUUAGAAAGUUUUCUAAGGAAGUUUAGAGCCGUGGUACAUGUUUUGAUCGGAAAGGUAGUUUCUCUUUGCUCUAGUAAUUUUAUAAUUUGUACUAGUUUUUUGUUUCUGUUGUCAUUUGUUUAAAAAAAUGUUAAAAUUAUAAAUCACAUCUAAUCAUACUGAAUUGUAAAACUUCUACUGUAUCUUUAUUUUAAGGAAAAAUGAUAAUAAAAUUACCCUGUUUGU